Messenger RNA from Rhodofomes roseus, 3780 nucleotides. RefSeq lists its product as uncharacterized. The transcript is spliced from 13 exons. The record is from RefSeq and is a predicted model, not a curated record. The coding region runs from base 1 to 3780 and encodes 1259 amino acids. NCBI's taxonomy places the organism in Eukaryota, Fungi, Basidiomycota, Agaricomycetes, Polyporales, Fomitopsidaceae.
AUGCGUGCUCAGCGCAUACUGCUUAUUCUCCUCUGCACUCUGCUUCUUAUGUCCGCGCUCUUGUUCAGAUGUCUUGGCUGCAACAAGGAGUGCAAGGAUGCGCGUGGCCUGAAGACCCACGAGAGGUCGUGCCAGAAGAACACCGUGUUUACCACAAGCACAUUGAAGAAAAGGGGCCGGGAAGAGGGUUUGAGAGUGGGAGAGAAGGUCGCGCGGAUGGAGAAUGAGAGUUUGGUGCAGAAGGAUAGGGAAAUAUUGCGAGGUCGCCGAGAUGAGACAGAACCGGACGAGUUCGGUUCAUUCCGGUGCUACCCUACCCGCCCUACUGCUGCGCCCCAAGGUCCUGGUUCUCUUGACAAGCUCAGUGAUGCCCCGACGCUCUCUGAACAGCUGGAUGGCGGUAGUACGAGCUCCGCCUUACAGCGGUUUGGACCGGGUGUUCUAAAGACAAUCCAAGACGGCGCGGAGAAAGCAAGAGACUGGUUCUUCCCCUUCCUGAACGUAACUGUCUUCCGUCUCAUGGCUUGGGCCAACACGGGCUCCAAUGUGAAGUCGGACAAGGAGAUACAACGUCUAGUCGACGAGGUCAUCCUGGCCGACGACUUCAACCGUGAAGAUCUACGCAGCUUCCGAGUGCCUCGAGAGUUCGAGCGGCUGGAUAGCAUGGACGCCCCAAACAAUGUCUUCGCGGCCACCGACGGAUGGCACGAAACCUCCGUCAAGAUCCAAGUGCCAAAGGAGGGAGUCAGAUUCACGUCAGAGGCUGAUGCACCCACAUUUACUGUACCAAAUGUCUUCUUUCGGAAACUCACCGAAGUCAUCCGCUCUGCUGCGCAGGCCGCCAAAGGGCAGGAUGUCGAUUUCCUCCCAUUCCGAAGCUACUGGCGCCGCCGGAAGAUGAACCCUGAGCGUGCCGCCAACGGCGAUCCUGGGCACUCGGAUUCUGAGCCAUCUGGGCUGUCGGAUGAUGACAACUCAGGGGACAGGUUCGAGAACAUACGGCUGUUCUCUGACCUCCCCGACACUGACGCCAUGCUGGAGGAGGACGCCAGGAUCCGUGCAAUGCCCCGAAACCCAGAAGAUGCUCCAGAGGUCGAGUACGCUCUGGCACCCCUGAUGGUCUGGUCGGAUUCGACGCAUCUCGCAAAUUUUGGUGGUGCAAACCUCUGGCCGGUCUACAUCUAUUUCGGGUGGCUAUCGAAGUACCUUCGUGCGCGGCCAAAAUCGUUCGCAGCUCACCAUCUGGCAUAUCUACCGUCGCUUCCAGAUUCGAUACAAGACUGGUAUCAAACACACUACAGAACGACUGCAACUGCCGACGUAUUACGGUUCUGCAAGAAGGAGCUUAUGCACGCAAUCUGGUGCCUCCUCAUGGACGAUGAAUUCAUGAACGCGUACCACAAGGGGAUGCUGAUACACUGUGCCGACGGUGUCUGGCGCCGCUUCUUCCCGCGGUUUUUCACAUAUUCAGCCGAUUAUCCAGAGAAGGCUUUGCUGGCUUGCAUUCGCUUCCUUGCGCAAUGCCCAUGUCCUCGGUGUCUCAUCAAGAAGGCAGAUAUUCUACGAAUGGGCUCGUCAAGCGAUCAGCAGCAGCGUCAGAACUGGCGCAUCGACGGAUCAAAAUUGUGGAACAUCAUAGCACGCGUACGCCAAUGGAUCUAUCGCCGAGGCUACGCCUUGACAAGCAAAGCGAUCACUCAAGUCCUGGACCCCAUGUCAAUUUUACCGACAAGGAGUGCUUUCUCAUCUCGUCUCGGUGCUACCGGCUUCAACUUCUAUUCGCUCUUCGCCCCCGACAUUCUUCACGAAUUCGAACUCGGUGUUUGGAAAGCAAUCUUCAUCCACCUACUCCGGAUCCUGUGUGCAGUAGGGAAUGACCGGAUCCAGAUACUCAAUGAACGAUUCCGCCGCGUGCCCACGUUCGGUCGUAACACAAUCCGUCGCUUCUCCCGCAACGUGUCAGGCAUGAAGCAAAUGGCCGGACGCGAUCUAGAGGACAUACUUCAGUGCAUUAUGCCUGUCUUCGAAACUUGUCUCCCUCCGCCACAUGACGAACUCGUCAUGACCUUACUAUUCAAGCUGGCACUUUGGCACGGGCUAGCCAAACUACGUCUACACACCGAAGAAACUGUCGCAAUCUUUCACGCAGCGACACGUAGCCUUGGGAAGAUCGCACGCCAAUUCCUUCACAAGACCUGUGAGGCCUACGAGACACGAGAACUACCUAAGGAGGAGGCAGCACGUGGACGGCCAACAGUUGUCCAGACCGUCAAACGAAAGCUACUCAAUCUGCUAACGUACAAAUGGCACUCGCUCGGUGACUGCCCAUUUGCGAUCCCAUGGUUCGGAUGCCUGGACGGGGUGAAUACGCAACAAGGCGAAAUGGAGCAUCGACAAGUGAAGAGGUUCUAUGUUCGCACGAACAAGAACCAGGCUGCACGUCAGAUAGCUCGAAGACAACGGCGGGAGCAUCAGCUCCUGAAGAUGCUCCAACGCGAUCGUGAGCGGCGCACAGCAGAGCAAGCAGUCGCCAGCGCACCUCUGGCAGAGGAAGCUAGGAAAGCCCCGCCGGCUGCAUCUCAUAACCAAGCCGAAGCUGAUCCGCUUCCCUUCCAAACAUCGCCGCAUGAGCGCUACCAUGUCUCGCGCUCAGAACGACACCACGAGAACAUCUUCAAGUGGGUCAGUGAGCACCAUAAUGACCCGGCAUUCCCUAGCUUCAUACCGAUGCUCAAGGACCACCUACUGUCGCGCCUCACGGACCGGGAAUACGAUGGAGAUGAAGACGGCUUUGGGCCUGAUGAACACGACACCGUAAGAUUUGUUAAUGACCGUAUAUACUUCCAUAAGGCACUCCGCAUCAAUUACACCUCCUACGACAUGCGCCGCGCCCAAGACACGAUCAACCCUCGCACCCAACCCAACAUCAUGCUUCUUGCACCAACCGAAGACGAUGGCGACGACAGCGCCAACCAGCACCCAUACUGGUACGCCCGGGUCCUAGGUAUCUUCCAUCUCAACGUCAAACACCGCGGAUUUCUCUCGAAGUCAAAGGCAGCCCGGCGCAUGGACGUCCUUUGGAUCCGAUGGUAUGGCCGGGAUCUGACCGCCCCUGGUGGGUUCGAGACCUGCCGGUUGCACCGCGUUGGGUUCAUCCCUCACGAUGCGCCAAACUCCUUCGGCUUCCUCGACCCAAACCAGGUCCUACGGGCGUGCCACAUCAUCCCCGCAUUUGCAUACGGAAAAACGCCUGAAUACCUUCCGCCAUCUGUAGCACGCCGGCCUGAGGAGCGCGACGAGGAUUAUGUAUAUUACUACAUUGGCAUGUUCGCAGACCGCGACAUGCUAAUGCGUUUUAUUGGCGGUGCCAUCGGCCAUAAAGGUCUACCCUCCAAUCGCGUCACAGCACGUAUUCGCUAUCCACAAGGCGAACUCAACUCUGCAUUAGUAGACGAGCUCUGGGAAACGUCAUUGGACCAUGAUGCUGCUCCGGUUACCGAAUACUCUGGUAGCGCGGAUCCGGCGCGCGCGGCAAGUGAAGCGGAAGAGGGUGUGCCUAGCGAUGAAGAGGACUAUGGCUACCAAUGGAACUACGACGAGUCGGAAGAUGAUCGCAAUGAAGCGGCUGACGACGAGCCUGAAGUCGAGGGUAAUCUUUCGGAUGGCAACGGUGCUGAGGAGGAGAGGGCAGGUGAAGACUCGCCGGAUGAGCUUGGUGGCGAGGACGGGGAAGAGAUGUGGGAGGAUGACUUUGAACAAGAAGGAUAUGCAUCGCCCUAG